This is a messenger RNA of Striga hermonthica, 903 nucleotides long. The record is from the annotation of a GenBank genome assembly. Lineage: Eukaryota; Viridiplantae; Streptophyta; Magnoliopsida; Lamiales; Orobanchaceae.
AUGGAGCCAGUAGCUGCGAUCCGGUGUUUCGCCCCCAUAUUGUUUCUCCUGGUCACGCUACUCAUUCAGCCGUCCAUGUCGAUCUACUGCGACGAGGACGACUGUUACGAUCUCUUAGGGGUUUCCCAAAGUGCCAAUGCCUCCGAGAUUAAGAAAGCUUACUACAAGCUAUCGCUUAAACAUCAUCCGGACAAAAAUCCUGAUCCAGAAUCGAAGAAGCUGUUCGUGAAGAUUGCUAAUGCGUACGAGAUUUUGAAAGAUGAAGCCACAAGGGAGCAGUAUGAUUAUGCAAUCGCACAUCCGGAAGAGGUAUUGUACAACACAGCAAGGUACUAUCAUGCUUACUAUGGCCACAAGACUGAUACUCGUGCUGUCCUUGUGGGUCUUCUUUUGGUGCUUUCAGGAUUUCAGUAUCUGAACCAGUGGACAAGGUAUAAUCAGGCUAUAGAUAUGGUAAAAAAGACUCCUGCUUACAAGAACAAGCUAAAGGCGUUGGAGCUUGAACGCACUGGUGGGACAACAAAUAAGAGAAAGGGGAACAAGCAGAUAAAUAAGAAAGUGGAGGAAGACUUUGGCAAGGAACUUGAACUGCAGAUAAAGGGAGCAGAAAAGCCAUCUGUUUGGGAACUUGUUGGCAUUCGUUUCAUCUUGCUGCCUUACACUCUUGUAAAGCUGUUAUUGUGGAACCUUUGUUGGUUGUGGCGAUACCAGGUGAAAAAAGCACCAUAUUCGUGGCAAGAUGCCUCCUAUCUAACAAGAAGAUCCCUGGGCGUACCCUUAGAUUCGUGGAGUUACAUAGAUGAAUCAACAAAGGACGGUCUUGUUCAAAGACGCCUAUGGGAAAAGCCCAACUUGGAGACUUACCUAGCUGAAAUGCGGAAAGAAUCAAAACGGCGAAGAUAG